This is a messenger RNA of Rhizophagus irregularis DAOM 181602=DAOM 197198, 732 nucleotides long. The record is from RefSeq and is a predicted model, not a curated record. NCBI's taxonomy places the organism in Eukaryota, Fungi, Glomeromycota, Glomeromycetes, Glomerales, Glomeraceae.
GGACAUGUGUCAAAAUAUUGUUCGCUUUAUUCUUUUGAAUAUUUUUCAAAUAUGCGAAAACAAUAUUCGUCUGUCUUUGUCGAAUUUGCUUUGAAACAACUUUUGGAUUCAAUUGGAUUUAUUUUUCAAAGCAACAUUAACAACCAAACGCAUUGCACGUAUGCACCAGAUUCGAGUUCGAAUAAAGAUCAUAUAAUUGACGAUGAUGAUUAUCAAGAACAUUCAUUAAAUGAAACUAACGAUCUCUUUCAAACAGAAAUGCAAGGAGAAUCUAGUACUUCUGUUAAUCAUUCUGAGAUAAACGUUGAGAAUAUUUAUCCUUGUACAACUAAUUCGGCAAAACCGACGAGAGAACCUACAAUUAGAUGGGAUACUGUGUUACGCGCUGCAGACAAUAAAAAAUACAUACACAAGGAUUUCAAAGUAUUUUGAUAAAGAAAGCCAAUUCGAAGAUUUUACUUCAAUAUUGGAAUCAUCUCGUAAUAGCGCUGAUUCUACGGGUUAUUUUGACGGGCCUGAUCAGUUAAAUAUCUGGUUUAAAUAAGUAAAGUACCAAAAUGCGUUGAUGCAUUGGAAAAGAAAAUUCAUAAUAGAAUAAAAUUGAUGCUGUUGAUCUAUGCCAAUUCUAAUGAAUUUUCAGAUGAUUUCACCGUAUUUCAAUUAAAUAGAUAACAUUUGUUUCUUGAAUCUUUAUUAAAUAAUAUAUUAUUAUUACCCCUCCCAUUUGAAACC